ACAGUGGACAAAAUAAAGAAACGUGCUUUCAAGGUUUCCUACCGAGGUGCUGGUAUACCACCCAGUUCCCGGAGUUACACGCCAUGGGGACGAUGAUUUGUAAGGGCAGUAGAAUACUAUACCUAUGGCUCUCCCUGUUGUGAUCAUGUUCUCGUUAAUGCUGCCAAGAUGGAGGACAAAGCCCGGUAGUACGGAAUUAUCAGGAAUCCCGUUUAAAACUCACCUCAAACAUCUGCCACCCCAGACCUCACCGGGAGCCUUCAGCUUCUUCUCGGGGAUCAAUCGUUUGUUUGGGAGCAAGAGUGUUUUUUUUGUCACACCCCGUCCGCUCUUAAAUCGCUGCGACAAGAUGGUGCAGAAUAAGAUCACCGAAAUCACUGGGUUCCAUCGCUCAUUCAAGGGGCAGAACCCCUUUGAAUCUGAUGACUUCACUCAGAACGGAUCCCAUCUCCUGGACUCGGCCUUCAAUUUCGACUGCCCCCCCAGACCCGACAUGCCUUCCAGCCUGCCUAUCGACAUCCCGGAUGCCAAAAAGAGAAACAAGAAGAAAAAGAGGUGCCGGGCCACCGACAGCUUCUCGGGGCGAUUCGAAGAUGUCUACAGACUGCAGGAGGAGGUGCUUGGAGAGGGGGCGUAUGCCCGAGUCCAGACCUGCAUUAACCUCAUUACCAACAAGGAGUACGCUGUGAAGAUCAUCGAGAAGAGGCCCGGACACAGCCGCAGCCGUGUGUUCAGGGAGGUGGAGAUGCUCUACCAGUGCCAGGGUCACAGAAACAUCUUGGAGCUGGUCGAGUUCUUUGAGGAGGAAGAGAAGUUCUACCUGGUGUUUGAAAAGCUGAGAGGAGGCUCCAUCUUGACUCACAUCCACAAGAGGCGCCACUUUAACGAGCAGGAAGCCAGCAUUGUGGUGCAGGACAUCGCCAGUGCACUGGACUUCUUGCAUAACAAAGGCAUGGCUCACAGAGACCUGAAGCCCGAGAACAUCCUGUGUGAGCAUGAGGACAGAAUCUCGCCUGUGAAGAUCUGCGACUUCGACCUGGGCAGCGGGAUCAAGCUGAACAGUGACAGCUCCCCCAUUUCCACCCCGGAGCUGCUCACGCCGUGCGGCUCCGCGGAGUACAUGGCCCCCGAGGUCGUGGAGGCCUUCAGCGAGGAGGCCAGCAUCUACGACAAGCGCUGCGACCUGUGGAGCCUGGGGGUCAUCCUGUACAUCAUGCUGAGCGGGUACCCCCCUUUCGUGGGGCGCUGUGGGGGCGACUGUGGCUGGGACUGGGGCGAGGCCUGCCACUCCUGCCAGAACAUGCUGUUCGAGAGCAUCCAGGAGGGGAAGUACGAAUUCCCGGAGAAGGACUGGGCUCACAUCUCAUCCGGUGCCAAAGACCUCAUCUCCAAGCUGCUUGUGCGGGAUGCCAAGAACAGACUGAGUGCUGCCCAGGUGCUGCAGCACCCCUGGGUGCAGGGGUGUGCUCCAAAUACACUGCCGACUCCCAUCUUACUUCAGAGGAACAGCAGCGCCAAGGACCUGACCUUCUUCGCCGCGGAGGCGGUGGCGGUGAACCGGCAGCUGGCCCAGCAGGAGGAGAGUGAGACGGAGGAGCCGAGGCCCGUGGUCGUCGCCGCCCCCUCCUGCUCCGUGCGCCUCUCGCCUCCCUCGCAGUCCAAGCUGGCGCGGCGCCGGCAGAAGAGCAGCCUCCUGAAGGGGGCGCCGGUGUCGGCCUCCGAGCUCCACCAGCUCCUGGCGCCGCUGGUCGUGGUGGGCGACUGCGCGUGAGGCCCCGCCCCCUUCCUGACGGGCCCGGUGUUCUUCCAGAUCUCAGCAGUUUGUUGCCGCUCAAAAAGCACAGAUCCCUGAACUAUUUUUUUUUUUACAAAAAACGACAGAGGCAAUUCAAGGGAUGUUCAGGAUAGGGCCGGGGAAUACAAGGACAAAAGCUAUCGAAGUUCAAAGGAGCUCGGACUUUGACACCAAAGGACUACUCUUGUGCUGCUCUAGUAUUACAACUUGAUCCACUGUGAAUUUCCUCGUUUAACUUUUUUUUUUUUCCCACCAAUGUAACUCAUCAGGAAUACCAUUUGCCUGGGGCGUAUUUGCAUUAAUGUUACCUCUGCAGAUACACACCUGCUUAUGCGUUUGUCGCAAUGAAGGCUUUUCUGGCAUUGAUUCAGCCGAUCUGUGAGUAAUCAGUGCUGUCAAAGUGCUUGGUGCCAUGAAGGACGAGCUGCUGUUGCUAGAACCUUUCUGCUGCUCUCCUUCUCUUUACAGGUGAUCCUACUCCCCAGCUCCCGUUGCCCCUUCACCUCUGCUACAUUUCCAAAAGUCUUACUGGGAAUGAGCCUAAACAUGAAAAGAGAAACGGGCGGGUGUAAGAUUGUACUUGAAACUCUCAAAUGUCAGUGGGAUGGAAAUUGUUCUCCCAUUUCAACACUAAAAUAUGGCUUUUUUUCCCGUGAUACAAGCAUACGCACACAUCUAAGUUGACACCUUGCUGGUGCCUCUCAGUAAAAGCUUUAAAGGCUCAUUUUAAGUUUUCAUCUCUAUGUGGCCCCAUGCUUGUCCUGGCACAGCGUUGAUUUCGAAUUCCUGGCACGCCGGGUGCUGGAAUCGUAAUGGACUGAAAGGAAACUUGAGCUGUACGGGUCCUCGGAUUUGUCUCGGCGCCGUCUUCUGCGGGUCAUCUUGUUGUAGGGCUGACCUGGGCCCUCCUUUCCCAUGACCUGAGCCGAAGUCUGGAUUCUGAAAUGGAAUGUUUUAUUCUCACAAAAGCAAUCAAACAGGCGUGUUUGACAGGCUCCAGAGUUGGAAGUGCGAGCUGGCAUGGGAGUGAUUUAUUUCUUUAGGACUCGUUGAAUUGGUGCAGAGGCUAAACGCCGCCAUAGAUCUCCGGUGAAAUGUCUUAAAAAGAAUCGAAAUGGAAGCCACGUGUGGAAGUAGGGUUCAUGUUUUGGGGCGAACUCGACCCUGUCUCCGGGUAGCGGGGAUGUCCCUUGGGGGGCCACCUCGGCAUGGCCGUUGAUGGCCGAAAUGAGCCCAGCGUUGUCCUCCAGUUGCAGGUAGACGCCCAGGCUGCCAGGGUGGCGUGUCUCAGGGAGCCCUUGGCCAGGAGACGUUCUUGUCUCGAAGACGCAGCCGAGCCCAGGCGGGCCGGAGAAUCGCGUCUUGCCGGUUGAACAGUCUUUAGCCGAAGCUCGGGGGGGGGAGGGAGGGAAUAACCGUUCGCAGAAAUGAAAAGCGCAGGUUUAACAUGGAGAAAAUGACGGAGGGUAGGAAAAAAAAAAGCAUUCCAAAAAUUAAAAAAAAACGUCUUCCAAGGAAAAUGAACAUGCGUGAAAUAUGAAAGGAGAAAUAUAAUUUUUUUUAAGUGUUUACUUUUUAUAUACGUGGAUAACUCCAAGUAAAAUGAGAACUGUGCCACACUGUUUUAUGGGUUGUAUUCUUUUAUUUUUUUUUAUUUGAAUGCAGGUGCUCUUGUGUAAUUGCGCAGGUGAGACGUUUUUAUGUUUUUAUUUUAUUUUUUUUGUCAUGCGUUUUAGUGGCUGUGAGUGACAAUGGAAUUGAACGGGACAGUAUGUGAACAAGGAGGGAAACUUCAGAGUGUGUAUUUUAAAGACUAUUUUGAGAAAUAGGCAACAACAGAAGGUAAUGGCAUUGUUUAUUUUACUUUAUAUGUAAAGGUUUGGGCAAUGUUCUCUUUGGACGGGAAACAAAAUCCACUUUUGAUUGACGGCUUCUGGAAUUUUUCAAACCAAGGCAAGCUGUUUAAUUAGCCAGCAAUGCUUCUCCCAGAAUAUGUUGGCAGACAGCAGAGGAUUGAGAGGGUUUUUGUAAUCGAACCCUCCCCCAUUUUUAAAUCAUUCACUGCCGCCUGCUCAUGGCUUUGAGUUCUUCAUCUCGGUUCCACCGCAGUUUGAAUUUGCAAUGUUUGGCAGUCUCUAUUUACCACCAAGGAAUAUUCUGUUGCCCAAGCCUGUUUUCCUGUAAUUAAUGAAAGAAUGUCAAUGCAACAUUACCAGCAAGCAUUAUUAUGGUACUAAAAACGCAUUGCCCUUCUUGCGAUGGAGGAGGAUGCAAUAAUCAGGAUGCUGAUUGUAAACUUUUUUUUAUGAUCUUUCUACACAUACAUAUUUGUGGGGUUUUAUGUCUUAUACUAAGACUUACUUGAAUCGGAAAUGCUGUUUCCUUUUUUAUUUCAUUCUGGAAACUAGCUUUUGCAGACAAAUGGACAGGAGGCGCAGGAGCCUGGUUUUGGUGUUCUUUGGUGGGAACCUGUUAGACUCAGUAUUUUCGCCCUCUGCCCCCUUCCCCCCCCCUGCUGUCUAUGCAUAACUCUUCCGGUGCGGAUCUGCGCCACACAGAGACGAGCUGACGUCGGACGCACAGCAGUGCUACCUCUGAAACCCACCAUGGCUGUCCUGUGGUCUUGUACGUGAACAAGGGGGGUGGGGUGGUGGUCAGGACUUCUUAAGGUAUAGAGUAGCACUUUUAAAAGACCCUCCUCUUCACACCAAAUAUGAGAAGGUGUUGAAAACAAUCCAGCAGGGUUUCUGGAUUUUUUUUUCCACAUCUCUAGGAAGUAGAAAGAACUUGUUCUGGCUAGGGAAAAUAAAAUACUGCUCCCCCCCAGAUUAUUCUCCAAACUUGUAAACACAGCCAGAGCUGUCAGAAUGUGACCUUGGAGAAACUAUUGUAGUACUUCACCACCUUGAAUCCUCUGAGGAGGAAGGGGAGGUAUUUUACAGAAAUGUGAACUCUGCCUGCGAUUUCCAGUACAGUCCCACGACUGUCAGAGUCUCCGGAGUUUCGCAGACGAGGCCUUGGUAAAGUACUGUUUGUUCCUCCUGAGAGCCGACGUGAUGGGCGUUGGGAAUGGAAAUCAAAGACAAAAAAAAUUAGAAAGCACUUUACUGUACCAUAUGACUGAUAACAGUUCACUAGAAGCAAGGUUUCUAAGAGACUGUUGUUGCCAGAAUUUUGUAUUGUUUUUUUAAAGGAAUUUAAAUAAAUGCUUUGAACCACA
Molecule: messenger RNA, 5015 nt
Organism: Lepisosteus oculatus (spotted gar)
Lineage: Eukaryota; Metazoa; Chordata; Actinopteri; Semionotiformes; Lepisosteidae
Gene: mknk2b
Product: MAPK interacting serine/threonine kinase 2b
Biological process (GO): intracellular signal transduction; protein autophosphorylation; peptidyl-serine phosphorylation
Cellular component (GO): cytoplasm; nucleus
Molecular function (GO): calcium-dependent protein serine/threonine kinase activity; calmodulin binding; calcium/calmodulin-dependent protein kinase activity
Source: RefSeq, a predicted model, not a curated record